ACAUAAAAAGCUGUUGAACCGAUCAUCUAAUUCCAUCAUGGCACAGUCAGCCCAGGGUCCACUGAAUGUCCAAGACCUUGAUGCUAGCCAGUUGGCGAGCGUCAAGGAACAACUCGACCAGGAGUUGAUCCACUUGACCAACUCAUUUGCUCAGUUGCAAAACGCAAUUGGCAAGUUUAAUUCCGGAAUCGAAGCGAUCGAUGUGAUUCAAAAGAAGCAAGAACCUAUCCUCGUUCCUUUAACGGCCUCUCUUUACGUGCCCGGGAAACUGAAGGAUCCGUCGCGGAUAAUGCUGGAUGUCGGGACGGGUUACUUGAUCGAUCAGCCCAUCGGGUCUGCUCGAAGCUGUCUGAAUCGUAAGGUGUUGGGCCUCGGUCUGAGCCUUGAUCAACUGCAAAACACGAUCGAAACUAAACAAGAACAUGCAGGAUUGGUGCGCGAACUCAUCCAGAUAAAGACGAGCGCCCGGCCCCCUCAAUCCGACCCUAAGACGUCCUAAGUUUGCUUAUCCCCAAUCUCAAAGGCUCACCUCUUUUCGCAAAGCCGGUCACCCUUCCCAAUCGUUCAUUUGUUAUAUUUAAUCUAUGUAUGAAAUCCUAUUUCCAGUGAAAAUCAAACAAAAUGUUUACUUGUUGUUUCAAGAAAUCGAUUUCGUAUCAACAA
Molecule: messenger RNA, 663 nt
Organism: Puccinia graminis f. sp. tritici CRL 75-36-700-3
Lineage: Eukaryota; Fungi; Basidiomycota; Pucciniomycetes; Pucciniales; Pucciniaceae
Product: prefoldin, alpha subunit
Exons: 3
Coding region: 38-499 (153 amino acids)
Biological process (GO): protein folding; regulation of DNA-templated transcription
Cellular component (GO): cytoplasm; prefoldin complex
Source: RefSeq, a predicted model, not a curated record